Porites evermanni is the source of this 10248-nucleotide messenger RNA. Lineage: Eukaryota; Metazoa; Cnidaria; Anthozoa; Scleractinia; Poritidae. The record is from the annotation of a GenBank genome assembly.
CUGUUGGAGCGAGAAAAUGGCGACCCUAUUAAAUAUAUUGAAGUUCUAGACCACUGUUCAGAUGCUCCGGAAACAAUGGGGACAUUUUUCCUUCCCACGUAAGUCAGUGAUUAUGUACAGCUCGUCAAUAAUCGAGGAAUUGUAUAACAAAUCUUUAUCGUAGGCCGACUGGUAUCGAUGAAGCGAAUACUAUAUUCUUGAACCGCUUUAGUACAAUAGAUGGCCACUCGCUACGAAACUAAUAUUUAAAAGUGAUGUUAAAAGAGAUGCUUAACAUUGUUCAUUUGCUCGAUUGAACUGCAGUAUUACAAGGAUACUGUACAAUCAUAACAUUUUGGUUUUUGAAGUUAUAACUGAUAUAUGAAAAUCAUGUAUGUGAACUGCGGAGUGAAGAGUCAUAUGAAUGAAGAUCAUUGCAGUUAUAUACGCAACUUUUGUAGUUGCGAAAAGAAAGCUGGAAAAAAAACAAAAACAAAAACAAAAAAAAAGAAAGUGGCUUCUACGGGAUUCGAACCCUCGACCGUUGCGAUACCGGUGCAGCGCUCUACCAAUUUAAGCUAACAAGUCAACUGGGAGCAGGUCGUUGAAUUGGUUGAAUUGGUUGAACCAAUUCAACAACCUGCUGCGUAGUUACUAAAACCCGGAACGACCCACAAUGACCCACAACGACCCACAACGACCCACAACGAUCCACAACGAUCCACAACGACCCACAACGACCCACAACGAUCCCACAACGAUCCACAACGAUCAUCAAAGAAUACUGAUUAACUUUUGAAUUUUUUUCAAAAAUUGAAAAGCAUACUGAAUAGCAAACAUAACGACUCAUAGGACAAAAUAAAUGAGCAAAUGUAGCUUUUCACGAGAAAGAAUCUCCAUUCAGAGACACAUUUGUAAGUACGAUCGAUGUCUCUUCGGCCGGCCAUCGAAUAAAGAUUUGUAUAAGUCACAUGAAAAGUUUCAUCAGCUUUGUUCUCCGUAAACAUCCAUCUACAUUCGUGCCGCGACGCGCUAUACUUUCUUGCUGAUUUCUGCGCUAACGAAGCAAACUGGGAUUGCAGUGUUAUGACAAUGACCAUCAAGACGACAGAGAUCUCAUGUCUAUAUCUACCACGAGUUCCAUUGUACGUAAUUGUUUCCCUUUACAGGCAGAGACCUCGUGUAUAUACCCACCACGAGUCCCCUGUACGUAAUUGAAUGGUACGUUGACGUUAUUUAAUAGUGCAUUGAAUAAUGAAACGUGUUUUACGUAGUUGGGCACUCGUGGUGGGUAUAUACAUGAGACCUUUUCCAUCAAGACUGAUGUCAGGCUCUCUACAUUUCAUAACACGGAAUAAAAGCAUAGAACACCACAUAGUAAGCCUUUAAUGUACUCCAUGAAUUAACAUAUUCAAACAUGAUCUUACUGAAUUAAUAAAGAUAUUCCACCUCUGAAAAUCGAUAGAAAACGAUGCACAAUUCUGAAUGUGUUUCAUUAGCGAAGAGAAAAAGCUUAAUGAUACUACGAAAACAGGUGAAGUUCACGGACUUCGACUCUGAACAUUAAGGCACAAGUGUCUCUUCCGGUUUACAACAGCAGCAUAAAACAUAUGUCUGAAUGCAUUUCAAACGGCACCAGAUACCAUCAUCAACAUUUAAUAAGGCACAAGUGUCUCUUCUGGCCGGUUGACAUCAAUAUCAAUCAAUACUAACAACUUGAAAACGAUAACCUAACAUGUCUCUAAAUGUAGUUCAUUAUGGAAUAGAAAAAGCUUAAUGUUAUUACCAGAAAAGGUGAAGUUCACUGACUUCGACUCUGAACAUUAAGGCACAAGUUUCUCUUCUGGUUGACAUCAAUAUCAAAUCAGUACUAACAACUUGAAAACUAUCACCUAACAUGUCUCUAAAUGUAGUUCAUUAUGGAAUAGAAAAAGCUUAAUGUUAUUACCAGAAAAGGUGAAGUUCACUGACUUCGACUCUGAACAUUAAGGCACAAGUGUCUCUUCUGGUUGACAUCAAUAUCAAAUCAGUACUAACAACUUGAAAACUAUAACCUAACAUGUCUCUAAAUGUAGUUCAUUAUCGAAGAGAAAAACUUUAAUGUUAUUACCAGAAAAGGUGAAGUUCACUGACUUCGACUCUGAACAUUAAGGCACAAGUGUCUCUUCUGGUUGACAUCAAUAUCAAAUCAGUACUAACAACUUGAAAACGAUAACCUAACAUGUCUCUAAAUGUAGUUCAUUAUCGAAGAGAAAAAGCUUAAUGUUACUUCUAAAACAGGUGAAGUUCACGGACUUCGACUCUGAACAUUAAGGCACAAGUGUCUCUUCCGGUUUCCAACAACAGCAUAAAACAUAUGUCUGAAUGCAUUUCAAACGGCACCAGAUACCAUCAUUGUUCUUCGUCAUAUUCUACUUUUAACCCUUUUGCUUCCAGGUUCUCGCGGCUGCCGUCAGGUAAGAACUUUAGUGUUUUACUUGGCACGGUUACAGCAGAAAAUUUAAAGUUCUGAUCAAAUUCUUUAAGGCACUUUGUUAGGAAAUGGAGAUACACAUUCCCCGUAUACUUCACAAGCUUUCCUGACUUGUCCGUUCGCUCACGUACUCCAACCGUCUUCACCAAGACAAUAUCAGCCUGCUGAAAUGCGACUCUACAUUGUUCACACCUCUGCACACUUUUUGGACAACGUUUGUUGUCCAGUCGGCUAACAAGUUCGAACUGUUUCCCAGAAAUUCUGUCUGGAUCCAGUAGUUCCAGGUUCCGAGAGUCCUUCUUCGGUUGCACCUGAGAAAUGAAACAAAUAAAGGAAAAGAAAAUACAUUGACAAAAAUGGUGAGAUAUUCGAUGAUACGUGACUCAGUAGCAUUAUUAAGAUUGUGUGUUCACCGACAGUAUUUUGUGAUUAAUUAUAGGGAAUGUAUUCAGGGAAGGUCACCAAAACCAUAUUUUCAAUUAAGGGAUAAUGUACUUUUUAAUAAGUUAUGUUUGUACAACAAAAUAUCGUACAUGCUUCACUGCAUCACGUUGGAUUUUUCUCCAGUUUUAACAACCUGUAUAAAUAAGGUAACUUAUCACAGAAUCACACUUUAACUUAUCUUUGAAUACCCCGACAUUUGUUUCGCCUAUGUUUUGCUCUUUGUACCUACUUACUUUCCAUUCAGCUUCUUUGCCGACUUUAGAAAUGACCAGCGGUGAAACAGCUACCUUCUUGCAAGCUGCUGGUGUUGUGCGCUCGCUAAAUAGUUCUGGUUCCGGUAACUGCGCUCGUCUUUUCUUGGAAGGUGGAGUUGCCUUCAGACCAGCAGACUUCGGCUUGGCGUACGUAUCAUAUGAGCAUGCAACAAACCCUCUGAACGCUUCCAGAUGUUGUGCCUGCCUUGCCGGGCCCCAUCUGUUCCACUUUACGGCAUCGACUUGAAAAUGGUCAUAGCCGGGAGCAAGACGGUACUUCCCGAGGCCUUGUAUUGCCCUCUCUUCUUCCAAGUAAAACUCCUCUGCCCAUGUGAACAACUGGGCAGUAACGGCUGCGAUCUCUUUGGGGACGUCCUCUUCGGCCAUUCUCUUCUUCUGAAGCUUGUGUUUUAAUUCGAGGCCAUUCGUGUAAAAUCUGCCUUCAAUGCCGAGAUUUUCUCUUGCAGAAAGAACGAGGCAAUCUUUGAACAGCUUAGAUCUGUUGCUUUUGAAACAAUGGUGGAAACCUGGGGCUAUUUCUUCCCAUACCGGCUUCAAGCUUUCCAGUUUAGCAUCAAAAUCGCAUUCGUCCUCUGCGUCUGCUAAACCAUUCUAUAAAAGAACUGCAUCUUGCGUCCCGUAUAUAUCAGACAUCGCCCUUGACUGGGAACGCUGGGUACACCCAAGAGUUUUGAGCUUGUGGACAUCACGCUCUUGCAUAUGUUGAGUGCACCAGAGCCUUUUAGCUUCGUUGAAAACGUCACAUAGUCCUUGAGAUAGGGCUUUAUCUAAGUCAUGGCCGAUCUUUUUAAUUUUGAGCAGCUCUGGCUUCUUAAUGACAAUCUCGCCUGCAAAUCUUCGAUAGCAUUCUCUGGUCUUAUGAAAAUGCCAAAAGCUUGGCCCAGGGAACUCUGGAUUUUUCCCCUUUAAAUCGAUUAGGGCUUCGUUUGUGUACGUCGUGUCAGUGAGCCAGAGCCCUUCGACAAGUUCAAAUGUAGUGUCUACUCGGAGUACCGAAUUCCCAUUUACGCAGAAGCGGUACAAGUCAUUGAUCAUGUUUGAGAGACUGUUGAAAGCAACAUAACUUUCUUUCGUCAAUGUUACACUUUGGAGGAAAGGAACCGAUUGUAGGCAGGAAAUCAUCUCCUCUGCUUCACUUUUGAACUGUUUCUUGCUACUGGAACUAGUCGAAGUUUCUUUCUUUGAUAACAGCUUUCUGUUGUCAAUUAACUUGGGACCAGGUAUAGCUUCACUAACAGUACUAGCUCCAGCUCUGGCAAUGGAGUUAUAAACUUGAUCCGUUGAUAACCCCUUAGCGAUCAGAUUAUCGACCUUUGAGAAAAGACUGGGAUCUUUCCUGUAGUAUUGGCCACUGGUUGGUUUGGUAGCAUUCCCGUGCCGAGGAAGGUCGAAGCGUUGAUCCGCCCCAUCUGCCCAUUUGUACGUGACAACAUAAAAGGGCCUUGGUUCUUUUUCAGCAUAACCUUUAAUUGUGGUGAUAGCUCGGGAGAACUUAGGAUUGCUCUUACUUGUGUGGUACUCCCGUUUCAACUCAUAUAUUUCGUUUGCUGGAACGAUUUCUUUCCUGUAACCUUUAGAGUCUCGUAUAUUGACAUACCAUACGCCAUUUCCAUCUUUGUGGGAUGUGCGCGACCCCUCCUCAUUGUACAUAUAGAACUUUGUAACACUGCCUUUGGAAAUAUAUGCUCCAUUGUCAUCAGCUUUGGCGGAUGAUAUUGGAAUUUCUCUCAUAUCCAGAGUGAACAUUUUAUUUUCGCGUAUUCCAGAGGGUUUCUGUUUUAAGUUGAAAUCUUCCGGAUUUUGUAGAAGGAUGUUGAUCAGACUUUGGUGAUCACCUUCCACACUAUUUUCAUUGUUCAUUGUCGGCUUUGUUUCUUCUCUCUCGCUAUGUAAAGAUAGACAAUAAAUUCUAUUUCAAAAACAGGUUUGAUUAUACCUUUUCUCAGUGGCACCCAACGAGCAGUUAGAGCCAAGAGCCUACAAGAAACAUUUCUAGGCUCCUUGUAAUGUUUAAAGACUAUCUAAAGAGAUGUUUUUAUCACAUGCACGAAUUUGAUCUGUUCGGAUAUCUUAGCUAAAACAUUAAGUGUUCGAAAAUUUUAGGGAAUGAUAUCUUUUUUUCAGAAAUUGCUAGCUGCACGGCACAUUCUAGAAACUUCCCAAACGAAUCAUUUUCUCUUCCGAAAUUGCUAGGUGUCCUUUUUGAGACCCAAAAAUUGCAAAUAUAUCAUUUCCGAAAACGUAAGGGACCACUUUUGCCUUGUUGCGAGUGUUUUAGGUGAUGUUUUAGGGGCUGAAAAUCUAUUCAGAUUCCCGAUGCGAAAAUGCGAGGGCCUGUGUGUUAGAUUAUUCAAAAAGUCUAGCUCACCUUGCUUACAAACUGAUUUUUACCGAAAAUAAUCGCUGGGUGCCCCUGCUUUUAUCUAACAACAAAAAGAUGUCCGAUUUGAUUAUUACAAAACUUGAGGAUUUCCCUUUAAAUCUUGCGCUUCUCAAUCAGCGCUUCUGCACAUUUACAUGUUGCUGCCAAAUUGUAACUUUGCCCGGGGCACAGAAUGUUGAUCGUUAAAUCAGUUAUAUCGUUAAAUUGACAAUCGUAAAGUCGGCGUUCCAUUGUAAAUGAAUACUGACGGGAAGCGAUAGACCAGUUGCCAUAAUAAUUAUAGUCACUUACCGAGAACAAGAUGGGACUACGACAGGAAGCUGUGGCUUACUAUCAGAAUCUUUACAAUCCUAAGGUAAGAUAUAACAGAAUAACUGCUUUUCAAAAAGAUCUUUCUUUUUCACCAAGUACUGAGUAUUGAAAAGGUCCGAGAUAGGACAAGCAAGGUUCUAUCUAGGGUAUUUGAGGGGUAAAAGCUUUCCCCCCUCCCAAAAAAAAUGCCCAGCUUCCCCCCAAAAAAUAUCGGAGCUAAGUGUAACAUUGUCAGAACGUGAUCACGACUAAAAAAUGAAAUAAAAUAUCACUGUAACAUUUCUCAAAAUUGGGUCUCAAAAUGCACCAGAUUGCAUCUCAUCUCUUAUCAACAUACGAUGGUUUGAAUAUUGGAAGCUAGAAUUCUACGAUUUCAUAAUGUUUACAAAAAAUACCAGACUUCCGGUCAUUUAAUGUUUUUAACACCUUGACCGGUUACCGCCCAUAUAGACACAGCGCAUAACUCGAGUGAGCAAAGCAAAAUAGCAACCAUAUUUUGUUUGGUAUAAACAGUUGUUGAUGGUCCUCCAAAGAUUUCAUGACGCCAGCACGAGCGACCGCGAGAAAAAACCUCUGGUACAGAGCGGUUUCAUUCACAACAAGCAUCUCUCACUGCGAUCAAAUGGACCAAUACGUGAAGACAUGACAGAUCUGGUGUCAAUUACAUUCGGUGGAAAAAUGACAGAUCUGGUGAACGCAAAUGCUACAAAAAUAAAAUGACCUAAAACCAAGUACAACAACCUACAACCAGCUUGAGAAUACUAUUUUUAUGAUGUUGAGGCAUUUUAGUGAAAAUUUUUGCUCACCCGUUAGGGACUUUGAUAAAUGGACAUGCCACCGGAAAUGUUGUCUUUUACUUCCCGGGCUCCCAUCAAAAGCAAAACCAAUACCCCUGAAAAAUAAGUCAUUGUCUGCGACAUGGGCCGGUCAAAAACUAAAGAAUUGCUAAAGUAGCCCCGUCAGGCUUGAAGUUUGUGUUCUCACGUGACUCAUAAGCCCAGCAAAUUCGUAACACAAUGGCUGACAUGACCAGGAAAAAACAAGAACAAAAUGGUUUACAAAGGAGCAGUGCCAACAUUCCUGAGGUUUUUCGAGUAAUACACAGACUGCGUUUUAAUUUCGAGGUCAGUGUUUUCGAGGUCUGCUAUUCUGAGGUCUGUCUGAGGUCAAAGGAACCCAGGAAGAUUGAUAAGGUUGCGUAAUAUAACCUUUGGACCUUUUUUUUAAAAUACGUCUUGGGAGAAUUUCCCUACAAAUAAAGUCUUACCUCGAAAACGGCAGGGCUUUCCUCCAGCUUUAGUGGCCUUGAUGACGAUAAAUACUUUGGAAGAUCUACAAACAAUAUGGAAAUACGAUAAAGGGAAAGUAUGUUCACAAGUAUGCGAGAUUCAUGCAUCCACCGGGUUAGGCCAUACGUAUGUUGAACUGAACUGAGAUUUUACUGAGCAAUACCUAUACAAAUCUAUAUCUAUACACAUCUAUGACCUAUUUUUAUUCUAAGGAUCGCUUUCGAACAGUCUCUAUGCUUUCUCAUUGCGAGCCACAAACAAACUGAAAAAACAAACCGUAUCAACGGUCUGUACACGUUUUGCAAAGUAUGAACGUUGCCAGUUGGCUUUGUUAGCUUCAUUGGUAGAGCGCUGUACCAGUAUCGCAGAGGUCUAGUGUUCGAAUCCCGUACAACCUUGAAUUGUCUUCAGGCGUUCUUUUCGGAACUGCAAAAGUUGCGUAUAUAACUGCGAUGAUCUUCAUUUAUAUAAUUUUCAUUGGUUUUUAGGAACAGUGUCUUUUUUCCUAGUUUAACGACCCAAAGUUUGUUCCCUUUUACGGUUGCUCGACACCAAUGGCAAUUUAUAAAGUGAACACAAGCUCAAUAGAGAGUUUCAAGAAUAGACUUGUCCUGUUGGACGGAAGUAGUCCUUUCGUGACUUCGUCGCUCGAUCGGCCGGUUGGCGAUCCGUUUCGCUCGCUGGCUUAGCGAGCUGCGCUCAAUUUACAGCUUUUGUGCUGUGAAGACUGUGAACUUCUUGCCUGUUUAAUCAUUCCUUUGUAUUUGUUGUGUUGCAUUGUGUUGUGCCUUAAGAGGAAAAAAAGAAUCUACGCGAAUGUCGAAAUAUCUAGCUAGUAUUGAAGAGCGGGCCAACAAGCCGUCCUGUAACGUGAUUUCGCAUUCCAAAUUAAUUACUUGCGAAGAUUCGUUUCCCGAUGCCUAUCCGAUUCUGUGUGGAAAGCAAAGCUUGAAGUUUUAAUGAACUGUUGCACUUCUCUUGGAGAACGUUGUGGACGGUCGUCACACUCCUGUGGGUCUUGCUUGCUUAUGCGUGUAAUAUGAGCUCAGUGUCAUGUAAUCAAGAGUAAAAAUCGAAACUCAAUAAAUAAGGUCAAUAAAGUCAAUUUUUUCCAAGCUAGUUCUUUCAUAAAUGAUAAUUAGCACAAAUUUAGGCUAUCUAGGCACUUAAAUAGAUUGUUAUUUUCUGAAGAAAAAGUACAUUGUAGCUAAGAGCAUUUAGUGGUAUUCAGCUUACACGAUGUAUUCCGUGCAUAAAAUCUGCAUACCAUUACAUUGCAGUUGGAGUGAUAAGGCACCUGUAUCUUCAAAAGAGGAUCCCGGGUGGUGAAUUAUCUUAUAUGUUAAAUUGCACACAAUAUUUUCCAUAGAUUUUAGAAAAUAAGAACCUGUUUCAAAUUUUAGACUUAACAUGUUUUGUACAAAGGGGGACUAAGUGGCAUAUUUUAGCCUAACAGGUCCUUAAAAACCUGCUUCUUAGUCACGGCUUUUUACUGUAUUUUAAAGCGUGAAAGGAGGAAAUGAUAUGUAGUCUUGCCAAGACCCAGGUCUGUGCAGUUUUUGUGCGAAAGAUAUUCGGAGAAAAGAUUUAACAAAGUUUAUCGUGCUUUGUUGUCAUUUAGUUUUCCAUGAAAGCAAGCAUUUAUCUCCUGGGGGCUCUUGAUCCUACUGAGCAUUCAAAAUUCUUAGUAUUCCUGUACAAUGACUAUUUAGCAAAUCGCAGAGAUAAAAUCCUGGUUUAGUCAAAUGAUAGCUUUCUCGGUUGCUAUUAUGCUAUUAUAAAUGUCGCGUCACGAAAAUGUUAGACCGGAGCUAUUCUUAUGUUGUUUUGGUCUACUAAUAGCUAUAUGUGUACCAAUCAACGGUUGAGGCUGUCGUUGUUCACGUAGCGUGGCAAUGCAAAAUUGAUAUGCAAUGCAAUCGCACAGUUACUCGUAACGCUCAAUUUAAAAUCAGCAAUGAUGAUCCUAUUCUAUCCAUUUUGUAAUACAGUUUGGAUCUGAGACACCUUCAGAGCUGCCCCAGGAAGUCUGCACUGAUGCUGCUUUCUUUGGGAACAUGGUGUUUAGUGACUACUGUUCUUAUACAUCGUGGAAUACAUGGUAAGUUUGGAGUAGGAAUUCAUGGACUAAGUGUGGUCUUCUUGGGAUCACUCCCUUUUUUCGCCUUAUUUGUUUUACGGUUAAGUCAACUAAAACUGAGGUGGUGUCCGUCAUUGGCAAUAGCUCAGUCACUUUCGAUAUGUUUGGUUAUAUACUACCUUUCAAGUAACGGCCUUUGGUGUGCGCAACAUCCACACGUGACGCGCGCAUUGUGCGCAAAACUUGUCCAGUUUAAGUCGUUCGCGGCGUCCUCAAACGUAAUUUUUUGGUGGUUGACGCUGGGUGACCUCUUGGCUGUUCACCGAGGCCGUGUCAGGCCAAUUCCAUGGGAGCACGAUGUUGAUAUUUGUAUCACACCUGAACAAUAUCCACUAUUUGAAAAAGCUCUCAGGUCAAAUGCAAGUUAUUUCCAACCAAAGGCCGAAUGCCUGAAGUCAGGACAUUGUUAUCUACCUAUCGAUAUGGCAAAGCUUGGGCUCACAACUAGGGAAGCAGAGGGCGUGAACGUGGAUAUCUGGACUUGUCCGCAACUUUCUGGAAGUAUAAAGCGUGUUUUUUAUUGCAAUGACUAUGAAUGUACCUGGAUUCCUUCCAGAAAGGCAUGCUAUAUUGUCAAAACAUUACGGAAACUACUCUGCCGUCAAAUAUGCACACCACGCUACCAUGUGCAGAAUCUGGAACGGUUGACUGAUUGGACAAACCAUGCACAUACACCUUACGUCAUUUGGCGUUCGUACAAGUCCGCAACACAUAUACAAAAAAAGCACUUCAAGUGUGCUGGAGCGGUAAAAUAUUAUUGUUCGGGUGAGUGUAAUCCUGAAUAAAACCUGCUGUUGACGGUGAGUGACUUUUUAACAACCUUUGCGCGCGGUAGUGAUCUUCAGAGUCAAAGUGAGUUCAAUCACGUCAGUUGAUGGUAUUAAACUCUUGUUAUGGAUCUGAUUGGUCAAUUAAGUCGCGAUUUGAUAUAAUAGAGGAUUACCGUGGCCCUG